Danio aesculapii is the source of this 1371-nucleotide messenger RNA. RefSeq names its product distal-less homeobox 2b (gene dlx2b). NCBI's taxonomy places the organism in Eukaryota, Metazoa, Chordata, Actinopteri, Cypriniformes, Danionidae. The record is from RefSeq and is a predicted model, not a curated record. The transcript is spliced from 3 exons. Gene Ontology annotation, molecular function: RNA polymerase II cis-regulatory region sequence-specific DNA binding; DNA-binding transcription factor activity, RNA polymerase II-specific. Bases 180 to 1010 code for a protein of 276 amino acids. Gene Ontology annotation, biological process: cell differentiation; embryo development; negative regulation of transcription by RNA polymerase II.
AUCUCCAAGGCAGAGACCGCCGCGGAGCUCAAGCCCUCCAUCAACUAUGGAUAUGUGACUUAAGGCAAAACAAACUACCUCUAGAAGUUGUGUGAUUUUUUAAUCAACUAUUAACUGUUAGGAAGUACAGCAAUAUAAUUUAGAAGUGGUCACGUUGAGUAGCCUCUUCUUCCUGCGAAAUGACUGCUGUUCUGGAUAGCCUUGGCUCGGAUAUGCAUACAAACCAUAUUACCUCGAGCAGCUUCAGCACCGUUCACAAGUCCCAGGAUUCUCCAACACUGCCGGUGUCAACUGUGACCGACAGCAGCUUCUUCAGUAGUUCACAGACAGGUCACUGUGCAGGGACAGCGUACGCACAACUGGCAUCCUAUUCCUAUCAUCCUGGCACGGUGGGUAAUGUUCAUUACAGCCCCAAAGCGUACGAUUUAGGCUAUGCUUCCUCCUAUGGCGCUUAUGGAACGUAUGGAGCCAGCUCUUCACCCACACCAACCGAACCGGAAAAAGAAGAGAGUGAACCGGAGGUGCGCAUGGUGAAUGGAAAGCCAAAGAAAGUCCGGAAACCGCGAACCAUCUACUCCAGUUUUCAGCUGGCGGCUCUCCAGCGCAGAUUCCAGAAGACCCAGUACCUCGCGCUUCCAGAGCGCGCAGAACUGGCGGCGUCUUUGGGGCUUACGCAGACCCAGGUGAAGAUAUGGUUCCAGAACAGACGCUCAAAAUUCAAAAAGUUGUGGAAAAAUGGCGAGAUUCCAGCAGACCAGCAGGUUGCUUCCGGUGACUCUCCUUCCAGCUCUCCACCGCCACAAGCAGGUUGGGAUUUCCCACCGAACCAGACACAGAACGACGGGGACACAGUUUCAGAGCAGCCCACAGGGCCGCCAAACACCACUGCCCCAUCGUUCUUAACAAACUAUUCCUGGUACUCAUCUACGAAUGCGGUUACACAUCUACAACCCAGUACCCUAAUACAACCUCAUCACAGCUCUGCAAUGAGUGCAGGGACCAUAUUCUAACAGAGGACUAAAAUGGCUGAAUACACCUGUUGUGGGAGGAUAUAAUAGGCCUUUUGUCACUGGACUUGUAUUUUAGGAGAACAUUAACUUCAAAAUCUAUUUUCAGGCUGGGUUUGCUAAAGAUGUUUGCCGUGGAAUUCUUUGGCGCGACUAAUGCGCUCGAGCAACGCACAUUAAAUUAUUUUUCUAUUUAUUUAUUUGUUUUCGUUUUAGUCCAGUUGAAAGGGGUAAUCAGAUUAUUUCACAUUCCAACUACAAACGGGUAGCCUUUUUGAGUGUUGUACAGAAAUUAUUAGGUUUAUUGAUAAAUCUAUUAAAAUGCUUACAAUCUGCAGUAAUAAUUAAAUGUGCGUUUUACUCA